Cutaneotrichosporon oleaginosum is the source of this 1297-nucleotide messenger RNA. RefSeq lists its product as uncharacterized. Gene Ontology annotation, molecular function: glycosyltransferase activity. Lineage: Eukaryota; Fungi; Basidiomycota; Tremellomycetes; Trichosporonales; Trichosporonaceae. Gene Ontology annotation, cellular component: Golgi membrane. The record is from RefSeq and is a predicted model, not a curated record. Gene Ontology annotation, biological process: protein N-linked glycosylation.
GCUCGUCGUCACUACAGAUCCGUAUCUUCCGUCGGGAUGCGCUUUCGCUCACGACACGCGCUGGGCGUGCUCAUCGGGGCCGGCGUUCUCCUUGUCAUCUUUCUCACCCACCCCUUCUACGAGUCAUGGCACGGAUUCGAGGCAAUUAGCAAGAGCCGACGGCUUCUGGCCUACCGGUCCCCUACGGCCAAGCACCCCAUCCUUAUCGUCCAGCACCUCCCCAAGGGAUCUCUUGCGACCGCUUCGCGCGCCAGCCACGCGCUCUACGCCAAGGCGUGGGGGUAUCGCUACUCCGGGGAUUCUGGGAAAUACGUCGAGGACGGGCCGCGAGGCUUCCUCAACAAGGAGCACGUGCUGCGGCGCGUGCUGCUGCGCGAGCUCAGAAGCGAGCAGCCUGCACAGUGGAUAGUGUACACGGAUGCAGACACUUUUGUCUCAGACCCGGCAGUCCCACUGCACGUACUCCUUUCCCCGGCACCGCCGGACGCCCACCUGCUCUUCGGGCAGGACCACAACGGCGUGAACACGGGCGUUGCCGCCAUUCGGGUAUCCCAGCUCUCACUCGAGUUCGUGGACGCCGUCCUCGCCUGCGCCGAUAACAGCCCUGAUCCCUUGCUUUCGGACCAGCAUUGGAUCGGCAUCACCCUGCGGCGAAACGAGACUUUCAGCAACGCCUUUGCUGAGAUCCGCCGCACGUGGUUCAACGCCUACUUUCUCGACGAUGUCGGCGCCGGCACCGGCUCCGAGGCCGGCGACGUCAAGGCGGCCUGGUCUCCGCAGUGGCAAGUGCACCUCGUGAACCAUUUCAAGCGCAAGUACUCGUGGCGGCCCAUGGUCGAGCGUGCGCUGGUGGUAUACGAGCGCGGGGUGGAGGCUGCGGGCGGCAAGGUGGAGAAUGAGGGCGGGCGAGUGUCGCGCGCCGGAGAGGGGCGGAGGGAGAGAGAAAGUCGGCCCGUGGGGCUGGAUAGGCUGCCGCAGUUUGCCUGGGCGCAGGAGGCAGCAGAGGUGUGGUGGAAUGGGCGGAGGACGGGGCUGGAAGGGAUACGCUUCCUCGACGAGGAGCUCAUGAAGACGGUGAAUUGGCGGGGAGAGGUGUGGAUUCCGUAGACGUGUAUGAUAUAGGCCAUAGGAUCGAGUGGUACAGUCGCCAACACAACGAGCACGAAGUCACGUCAAGGCUGGGAUGAGCGAGGUCAGCGAUCGCGACUGUUGACCUGGCCCAAGCCCAGUUCUACCAUCUAACACACAGCCAGGCGAUUUCACGUGGGCAGACGCCGUCAUGCAUCCUCCAGUCGCC